CCGACGCCGCCACGGGCGGGGCGCGGAGGGAGGGGCGAAGAUCGCUCCGAGGGCGGCGGGUCGCCGCGCCGGAGCGGCGCGUGCGUUUGGAUAGUUCCUGGUCAGCAUAGAAAUGUGGAGUGUCUUGGCUGAAACCUCAUACAGACGAAAUCAUUAUGGCCCUGGUAGGUAGGGCGACUAUCCGGAUGUAAGGUUGAGAGUGACAUAUUAGUUGAAGGAAACGGGGAAAGCCCAGAAAGGAAAGGAAAAAUUGGUAUAAACAAAAAGGCCAGUUGGUCUAACCUGUGUAUCUUAGUCCUGUAAGCCACUGCAGAUAUUUGAGCAGCACUGUUUCUGCAACAAAAACCUAGACUCACCACAUCUUGGGAAGAGAAUGGCCACUUCGUGGGGGGCAGCCUUUUUCAUGCUGGUGGCAUCCUGUGUCUGUAGCACUGACUUCCAUAGAGACCAGCAGACUUGGUUUGAGGGUAUCUUCCUGUCUUCCAUGUGCCCCGUCAAUGUCAGUGCCAGCAUCUUGUAUGGAAUCAUGUUCGAUGCAGGGAGCACUGGAACACGAAUUCAUGUUUACACCUUUGUGCAGAAAAUACCAGGACAGCUUCCAGUUCUGGAAGGGGAAAUUUUUGAUUCUGUGAAGCCAGGACUUUCUGCUUUUGUAGAUCAACCUAAGCAGGGUGCUGAGACUGUUCAAGGACUCUUAGAGAUGGCCAAAGACUCAAUCCCACGAAGUCACUGGAAAAAGACCCCAGUGGUCUUGAAGGCAACAGCAGGACUGCGCUUACUGCCAGAACAGAAAGCCCAGGCUCUGCUCUUUGAGGUACAAGAGAUCUUCAAGAAGUCACCUUUCCUGGUACCAAAUGACAGUGUUAGCAUCAUGGACGGAUCCUAUGAAGGCAUAUUAGCUUGGAUUACUGUGAAUUUUCUGACAGGUCAGCUGCAUGGCCACAGCCAGGAGACUGUGGGGACCCUGGACCUGGGUGGGGCUUCCACCCAAAUCACGUUCCUGCCCCAGUUGCAGAAAACCCUGGAACAAACCCCUAGGGACUACCUCACUUCUUUUGAGAUGUUUAACAGCACUUAUAAGCUCUAUACACAUAGUUACUUGGGAUUUGGAUUGAAAGCUGCAAGACUAGCAACCCUGGGAGCCCUGGCAACAGAAGGGAUUGAUGCACACACUUUUCGAAGUGCCUGUCUUCCAAGAUAUUUAGAAGCAGAGUGGAUUUUUGGGGGUGUGAAAUACCAGUAUGGUGGCAACCAAGAAGGGGAGGUGGGCUUUGAGCCCUGUUACGCUGAAGUGCUGAGGGUGGUCCAAGGAAAACUUCACCAGCCAGAUGAGAUCCACAGAAGCUCCUUCUAUGCUUUCUCUUACUAUUAUGAUCGAGCUGUUGACACAGACAUGAUUGAUUAUGAAAAGGGGGGUGUUUUAAAAGUUGAAGAUUUUGAAAGAAAAGCAAGGGAAGUGUGCGACAACUUGGAAAACUACACCUCAGGCAGUCCUUUCCUCUGCAUGGAUCUCAGUUACAUCACAGCCUUGUUGAAGGAUGGCUUUGGCUUUGCAGACAACACCAUCUUAAAACUCACAAAGAAAGUGAACAACAUAGAGACAGGCUGGGCCUUGGGGGCCACCUUUCACCUUCUGCAGUCUCUGGGCCUUUCCCACUAAGGCCAGGCCCUUCCUCCGAGGCCUGCAUUUGCCAACAACCUUUUUAAAGGGAGAAGGAGAGAAGACUCAGUCGUGUUCUGAGGUAGUCUGGGAACUGCCUGGAUUGAAAUCCAGCAUCUGGCUUCAUCAGAAGGAGCUUUUGUAGACAGGUCUUACCUUCAAGUCUAGUGAUUUGGGCUUAAUUAAUUUUACACAUCUAAUAUGAACUGUAACCUAACCAUUCUGCUUGCAUAGCUGGUACCAGAGUCUAAAUCUUUGAGAUUGCUUGUGUGUCACGGAGUCAAAGAAUACCUUUGAAACUUAACCUUGGAGAACCCAGGGACAGGUCCCUAGGAACCAAAGAAAAAUCUCGUUUCAACUCUCUGAGUGCCUCAUUCCUUUGAACAAUUUAAUUUUUCUCUUACAAGCUAAACUCAGCUGACUGAUUGCAGUCCCACGACCUAUCAACACCAUUAUUUUUUCCUUCCUUGCACAGUGCCCUUUCCCGCCCUUAUCUCCACCCCCCUAAAAAAGAGAGAAAAAAAAUACCUAGUUUUGCUUUUCAUGUGUAAUUCAAAAAGAAAAAAGGUACCAUUUCUGAAGUUGUGUAAUCCUGCUUUGUGCUAGCUCCAAUCAGCCAGCUGAGAGCCAUUCUCUUAGCAGGAUGGAGAACAAGUCCUACCUGCACAGACCUCAGCCUUAAGGAGGCCAUCCCGUCUCUAAGUACAUGUUUUGGGAGGGUGUGGCUGCCUUGUAUAGACCACCUUCUUUUAAUCAACUUUUUAUAAGUCAACUGUGGAUUAAUGAACAUGUCCAACCUCAUAGGAAUAUGUGUGUGUAUUCAGUGCCAGUACCUCCUUCCAGGCUAAUGUGUUUAUAGCAAUUUGUCAUCCUAAACUUAUUUUCUUUGUAUUUCUAAGAAAUACAUCUAUAACCUAGCUUUUGGUCUAUGAUGAGAGGCCUGUGGCUGUGCUGUUCAAGGAUCUAGAUUUUGGUCACAGCUCCUUUCACUUUGCUCUGUUAUUCUGUUUAUAGCAGUAUCUCUUCCUACCUUGGUCUCUGAUCAUUUUAGCUAACAGUCUCUCAAUUAUUUGUCUAGUUCCAGGGUUUCUGAUAUUCUUCUUGAUGAUAACCUAACACUUGAUUUGGUUGGCUGGUUUGGCUCACGUCAGUACUGUAGAUUCUCUUUUUUGCAUUUGAGUGCUCCGAGCUCUUCUUUUUAUUUCCCCUAAAAUUCAUUACCUUGUACUUUCCCACAUGACUAUCAUUGGCUUCUUGUCUACCCACUCGAGUGCUCUUGGACUUGAAAGAUCUUGCUGUUGACUGGCUCAUUUGCCUUGGCUCUUUACUUCCAGCUUUUUCCAGCAGUUUGUAACUCCCAAACUUGUAUCUUUCUUUCACAGUAGAUUUUCUUUCAGAUCUCUCGCAAAAGAUGUUAAAUACCUGGCCUCACACCAGUUCCUAGGGAACCUUAUUUUUUAAAGUUAUUCCACUGAGUCAAUAAAUAUUUAACAUCUGGUGUGCAAGUAAUUGGGAAAAUUUCUGUAUCCUCACCCCCCAAACUUUAGUUUUUUUAAUUCAAUGUGAAAUUUCUUCACAUUAUUCACACUGACUUUAAUUAUUCUGAAGUCACCUUUAUACCUGUUGUCUUCCUCAAAAAAUGCUAAUACAUAAUGAAAUAAUAGAAUCUUUAGAGUUGGAGACAGUCCAAAGAUUCCAGUCUUCUGUUGCAGAAUUUCCUAACAUUUCUAACUGGUUAUCAUUUAACUUCUGGUUAGGCAUGUUUUCAGGCAGCUCAUUCCAUUUGGGACUGCACUGAUGUUAAAAAGUCCUCCUUAUAUUGAGCUGAGAUCUAUCUUCUCAGUGGUCUUCUGCUCUAAUCUCUCCUUCCACAGCCUGUCAGUCUUUUGAAGAAAAUUCCUCCCUAGUCCUUUGUGGUCUCUUCUUUAACAGACCACAUGGCUUCUAGACCCCUUGCCAUUUUUGUCAAAAAGGUAGGGUGGUAGAACCAGUCAUAUGCUAAAUGUUGUUCCGCAUGAUUAGGGAAAAACUGUUUCUUCUAGUAGAAACAAAGUUGUUUUCCCAAGAAGUGAAGCUGUGUUCACUGAAGACAGCUCCAGGUUGAUGGGUCCAGAAGUAAGAUUCCCUGGUCUUUGUUACCACUUAUCUCUGAAGCUUUACUUAUAAAUGGGGACCGUGUGUUAUUCAGACUCCUUUGGUCAUCCCAAAUACUUCCAGAAUGCUUGAGUAGAUGCAUUAACUCCAGAAAUGUAUCUGUAUCUAUUCUGAUAAUCUUGAUUAGAACAUCUGAGGAAUUAACCAAUUUAUGCAUUUGAGGAGCAAUUUGGAAUAAUUUUUAUUUCUUAGAAAAAAUGACUUGUCUAUAAUGUCUUUUCUUCCCUUCAAUGUACCUUUUGGGCCUCUUAUUAAGGAAUGCCAUGGAGCCUAAUAUUGCUGGUUAAGUUUCUUUUCUAUAAAUGUGUUUAUAUAUUUCAAAUACUAGGACAUGGCCUGGUACGUGGUGGGUGUUGUGUAUUUAUCAUCAUCAUCAUUAUCAUCAUAUGAAGAACAUCCUCGAUAGGUUAUGGAGGUCCUCGCAAAGUGUGCCUUAAAACUCUUCCUUUCUUGUCUGAUUUUAUUUACAUAAAUAUGUAAAUAUUUUGGAGAAUCCAUAUCCUCCUUACCUGGGCUACCUUUCUCCCUACAGUGUCUUUUCUAGACUCUGCUAGUAACAUUUGUGCUAUUGUCACUUUUUUACUCUAUUAUCUUAUAAAUCUCCCACAUUUGCCAGAAAUGCUCCCCUGUAGUAACAUAUUUCUCAUUCUUUCAAAAACUACGCCCAAGAAUAGCUUAGCUUGGUUCAAAAGCAGACUGUUUCUUCUCAUUUCAUCUUCAAAUCAGACUUUUGGGGAAAAUGUUCUUUACUGUAUACAAAUCUAAUGGAUCCAAAAAUCUCUUCAAGAGGCAUCUCUGAUACUGUGAAGUGAGCUCUUCAAAAACCAACAGCAACACCCUGCCCCCAACAGCCACCAGUCUGCAACCAAAUAUGAACAAAUUCUGCUGCUAAUCAGAUUUUCCCUUUUGACCUAGUUCCUGAGGUCUUCAAACCUGUGCAAUGGAAUUAUUUAUUGUUUUAUUACUGAACAGAUAAUGGUAUCUCAGAGAGGAACCAUAAAUAAAAUGGAGAUCGGGUGCUGUGAUAAGUAAUAACUAAGCAUUGAAAAGUUUGGUUUUCUUUUCAGAAAGUCUAGUACACCUAUGACAAAGGUUAAAACAAUUUAAUUUGCUUUUUAAUGUUAUAAAUUUUAAAACAGCAAUUGUAACAAAAAUGUAUCAACUGAAUAUUUCUAAUUGUCUAUCAAAAAACAACUGUAUAAACUUAUGAUCGGUAUUAAAAAACAAUUCUAUAAAUCUCUUUAGAAAGGAUUGUUAACAAGUGAAAAUGAAUGAGACAGCACCUUAGCAAUUUUUGUUUUAGUAAUAAAACACUCUUUUCAACAAAAUCAUAA
Messenger RNA from Pteropus alecto (black flying fox), 5148 nucleotides. It is a transcript of the gene ENTPD5, whose product is annotated as ectonucleoside triphosphate diphosphohydrolase 5. The transcript has 16 exons. The record is from RefSeq and is a predicted model, not a curated record. Gene Ontology annotation, molecular function: UDP phosphatase activity; GDP phosphatase activity. Gene Ontology annotation, cellular component: membrane. Gene Ontology annotation, biological process: nucleoside diphosphate catabolic process. Lineage: Eukaryota; Metazoa; Chordata; Mammalia; Chiroptera; Pteropodidae. The coding region runs from base 374 to 1660 and encodes 428 amino acids.